This is a messenger RNA of Clupea harengus (Atlantic herring), 1924 nucleotides long. It is a transcript of the gene snx3, whose product is annotated as sorting nexin 3. Gene Ontology annotation, molecular function: phosphatidylinositol-3-phosphate binding. Gene Ontology annotation, cellular component: early endosome membrane; retromer complex. Gene Ontology annotation, biological process: late endosome to Golgi transport; endocytic recycling. NCBI's taxonomy places the organism in Eukaryota, Metazoa, Chordata, Actinopteri, Clupeiformes, Clupeidae. The record is from RefSeq and is a predicted model, not a curated record.
UGAAUGAGAGAGCCUACUCCCCAGCUGUGCCAAGUGUCAGCUGCACCUCAGCUGAUCGGAAGUGAAAUAGCCUCACUGGAUUGUCAGGCUGCUUCAGUGAGGUAGGAAUGGCUGAUGCCAUAGCAGAUACGAGGAGGCUUUAUUCCAAGCCCCAGAGCAUAAACGAUGCAUAUGGACCUCCAAGUAACUUUCUAGAGAUUGAUGUUGCCAACCCCGAAACGGUCGGCGUCGGUCGAAAUCGGUACACAACAUACGAACUCAGACUGAAGACCAAUCUGCCCAUCUUCCGGGUAAAGGAGUCGCGGGUGAGGAGGAGAUACAGCGACUUUGAGUGGUUGAGAGGAGAGCUAGAGAGAGAGAGCAAGGUGGUGGUCCCACCCCUGCCCGGAAAAGCCCUGUUUCGCCAGCUCCCGUUCCGUGGAGAUGACGGGAUUUUCGACGACUCCUUCAUCGAGGAGCGGCGACAGGGCCUGGAGCAGUUUCUCAACAAAGUUGCGGGUCAUCCUCUUGCCCAGAACGAGCGCUGCCUGCACAUGUUUCUGCAGGAUGAGUCCGUAGACAAGACCUAUACGCCAUCCAAGAUUCGUUCCGCUUGAACAUGCCCCCCAAGUCCCGACAGAUAAGAUUAACGCUCCCCCUUAUUACGGCAGAUCAGGUAAACUUGCCUUCUUCCCAAACUACCCACAAGAGAUCAGACCAUCCAGAAAACGCACUAAGAAAAUCCUAAAAAGUAAGACAAGCCUGAACACACCACACAGAACAGCUCAGUCUGCACCGAAAGACUCCCUGAACCUACAGUGCAUCAGGUAUGCUUGAACAUGCCCAAACUCUCUUGACAAAAAAGAUUCAAUCCAAAACUCACCCCAGAUGAACAAAGAAUGAACGAUUCCAAAUGCACCCUGAAAACUAAAGCAAUCAGGCAGAGAUUUUAAAAUAAAACGUAUUCAAUGUAAUGGAUAACUUUGAGAGUGUACAUUUUCUUGAAGCUUUGCAGGGCCAUGAUUGCAGUAAGAUGUACGUCUUAUUGAGAAUGUGUUCUCAUUUGUAGAAGAGAUAUUGUUGCUUCUAAACUCAAGGGGAGGUUAAACCCAUACAUGUCUUACUGUAUCUACUUAACUACAGACUCGAAACCCUCCGUCAUGCCUGAACAAGCCCUCCCCAAUGAUAACCAGUACCACUCACUUCUCAAUGAAGAGUCACCUACUCAGCGACAAAUCUGAACUGAAACUGAGAACCACAGCUCCUCUCGUCUGUCAUUGAGUUUUAUCUUCUUGAUCAUCUAUUUCCCUCCUGUGUAAUUCAAGCGCCGUCUUUUCUGACCAUGACGCUUAAAUUAGUAUGACCUGAAACCAGGUUUGGGUUCCUAUAGUGAUUCAUGUCAUUACAUUUUUUUUUUUUUGUUUUGUUUUGUCUGUAAACACACUAAUAUUUUAUGUUGUCCGUCUUGUAUUACUGUGAGAAUUAUGCUCUUUGAGAAUUAUGAACUUCCUUGGGAAAAGAGACCAUGUUAACCAAAUAAGAAGAAAACUGAAAAAAUACAGACAUGUUAUUGUAUGCAAUCACCAUGACUGAGUACAACAACCGCACAAACGCACUCACACUGUCCACCAAGCUUCUCCCUUUCAACAGCACACUUUGUAGUACCUUACAAAAUAAAACUUUGACACACUUUGUGGACGGUCCCUUCUCCAAAGUGUGUGUGUGUAUAUGUGUGCACGAGUGUAUGUACGUGUAUAAAAAAAAAAAAAGUCUUUUGAAGCCUGUGUAUGAUUUUGUAAUAGAAGCACACACACGCACGCGCACACACCUUAUGGGAGAGUUGGCAUUUGUAUGGUGCAUUUGUGGAGAUUUGUAUACAGCUCUUACCAUUUUCUUUAUUUUGAAAUUUUUUACAAUAAAACAGGUCAAACACAUGACACAUGUA